CAACAAUGCCCGACGCAUCGCCUUGCUUCAACUCUCAUCAUUAGUCCACGGUCAUCAAGCACAAUGGAGUGCUUGUGGGACAAUGCGCUUCUCCAAAGUUCGCAGGAGAUGCCGCCGGAGUUGCUGGACAUGAUACAGCACGGCAGUAAUGUGCAGUAUCUGGAAGCACUAACCAGGGCUUCGCUGGACGCACGAUACACCGACCUUCUCUUUGCGCAUUGUGAACACGUCUUUGCGCAUAUCAGCGCAUCGUUGCGACAGUAUGGCUCUCUGGCAGCCACAAUUGCCACCAUGGGCCGCAUUGUGCCCUUUGCACCGUAUCUAUCAACCUACGCCACCAGACUGUUACGCGACGAACGGCACGCUUUAGGCGUCUCAGGGGACCAAGAUGAGAUCCUGCUAUAUUUACUCGGGCUUUACCGCCUCCUUCGAUUUGAGCCUCGAACGUACAAGCAGCAUGUUGAUUUAGUACAACUCCAAGAAAUGCUCCGGAGUCCUUGCAGAGCCAUCGUCUACAUGGCGAUCCGGAUCUUCCAGAUCUGCCUCAAUGGCGCCGAUCACUGGUUUGAGAAGACGCUAGAAGAGUGCCUUGGCGAAGAUACACCCGACGGUGCAAUUAAUGGCCAGUGGGACGAUAAGACGAUCGACUACCGUUUCUUGACGCUCUGGGAAGAAGAUCGUUACGAGAAGCUCACGAAGUUGAUCGACAAUGGCCGCAACGGAAACGCAGAAGUGCCCCCUUCGCUUCGUUCUCUCGAUCCCGCCUGCUUUCACCCAAGCACUGCAUUAGUGGGUGGCGUCCUGUUUCCGAGGGCAGACCUCUCUAGUGCCUCUACAGAGCGGGCUUUGGCAUCUGGUGGCCAGCUUGUUGACACGCACACGGUCGCAAGUAAUCUGAAAGCGCUAGGCGUUGCGUUCAAGUCACCCAAGCCAGUCUUGCUUGCCGGUUUAGCUGGCUCAGGCAAGACACUCGUUGCUCGCCACGCUGCGCAAUUGCUUGGCAAGCUUGACAAUAUGGUAACGCUCCAUCUUAAUGAGCAGAGCGAUGCAAAACUGUUGGUCGGCAUAUACACCACAGGCGAGACACCAGGCUCGUUUUCUUGGAAAUCCGGUGUCCUUACUACUGCGGUUCAAGAAGGCAGGUGGGUGCUUAUCGAAGACUUGGAUCGAGCGCCACACGAAAUAAUUGGCAUGCUGCUACCUCUUAUCGAAAAGCGAGAGCUCCAGAUACCGAAUCGGAAGCAGACUAUCUACGCCGCCGAGGGCUUCAGGAUCUUAGCUACGGUACGCAGUUCGGUCAAUGCUCAGGGCAGAGAGACUAAUCCUCUCUCGCAUAUGCUUGGCGCACGACACUGGCAGAAGGUCACUGUACACAUGCCACCCUCUAACGAGCAGAGAUUUAUUGCACAGAAGCUCUACCCUUCCUUAGCGCAGCUUCUGCCACAACUAACCUCCGUGUAUGACCGGCUUGUACUGAUUAGCCAGCAAGUGCAGCUUACCGGUCGCACGAAGACUGGUAUGCCACGGUCCUUAGCCCCACAGGAUCUAUUGAAGUGGUGCAAGCGCGUUAAGAACUUGUUGAGCGGUCGGCCAUCAUUCACCACCAGCGACAUCGACAACAUCUUCAUGGAGGGUAUUGACUGCUUUGUUGGCGCAUUGCCAGAAGGAUCAGCUAGAUCAGAUAUUGUGUCCAUUCUUGCUCGAGAGCUGAGAAUCGACCCUCGGAGGCGUGACUAUCUGCUCGGUGAGCGCGAGAUCCGGUACGGUGACGGGAAAGCGCACAUUUCAAUCGGUCGCUACACUUUACAUCAUGAGAGUAGCCGCCGUUUGGCAACUUCAACAGCGUCUCCCAUCGCGUUGAACGCGCAUACAGUUCGAAUGCUCGAACGCGUGACGGCCGCUGUCGUCAAUCGUGAGCCACUUCUUCUGGUUGGCGAGACGGGCGUCGGCAAGACGACCGCUGUGCAACACCUCGCAAAGCAUUUGGGAAAGAAGCUUGAAGCUUUCAACUUGUCUCAGCAGAGCGAAGCCAGUGACUUAUUGGGCGGCUUCAAGCCCGUCAGCGUGCGCAGCCUGGUCAUUCCGAUGAAGGACGAGUUUGACGAGCUGUUUGCAGCCGGGUUUAGCAUAAGCAAAAAUCGACAAUUCUUGGACCUGCUCGGCAAGCAGAUGGCGAAGAGCAAUUGGAAGGCUGUCUGCAAACUCUGGCGCCAGGCUCUGAAGAUGGUCAGCCACCAAGAGCCCUAUCUCUUCGGCGCGGAAGGAGAGGGUCCCAGCAAGAAGCGGAAACUUGAUUCGAAGCAGACUAUUGAUCGUGCUCGUUGGCGCUCAUUCAGCGCCAAGGUCGAGGAUCUUGAGAAGAGGCUGUCUGCUGGUAGCGAGGCGUUUGCUUUCAGCUUCGUUGAGGGCAACAUUGUCAAGGCGGUGCGGAACGGAGACUGGGUGCUAUUAGACGAGAUUAACCUCGCGACUCCGGAUACACUUGAGUCAAUCGUGGACUUAUUCAGCCCAGUCACGCCUUCACUUCUCCUUACUGAGGCCGGAAACAUCGAGCGUAUCGAGGCGCACCCAGACUUCCGUGUGUUCGCGGCUAUGAACCCUGCCACCGACAUUGGGAAGAAGGACUUACCACCCGGCAUCAGGUCUCGCUUUACCGAGCUUUAUGUUGAAGGUCCUGACAAGGACCUGAAGAGCUUGCAAAACAUCGUGCAGUCGUACUUACGCCCCGAUGUGACCGCGGAUCCUGCCGUUGCCCUGGACGUUGGCACGCUUUAUCAAAAGAUCAUAGCCCUCGCCGAACACAACAGACUCGUUGAUGGCGCUGGUCAGAAGCCGCACUUUAGUCUGCGGACUUUCACGCGCACUUUGAGCUAUGCGAAGCAUAUCACACCACAGUGCAAUCUGCGCCGUGCUCUAUACGAGGGUUUUCACAUGAGCUUCUUAACCUUCCUCAAUGCUGAAUCAGCUGCACUGAUCGCGCCGCUCGUUGAGCAGCAUCUCUUUGGGAAGCGUAUCAACACUCGGGCCGAGUCGCAAAAAGCAUUGCAUAAGCCUAAUGACGGGAAACAGUAUGUUCAAGGUUACCCCGGUAGUAAACACUGGGUUCAUCAAGGCCGCAACGAGCUCGAGGAGCAAGCGCACUAUAUUCUGACACCCUUCAUCAAGAGCAAUCUUGAAAAUCUCGUUCGAGCGGCGAGCACUCGUCAAUUCCCAGUCCUCAUUCAGGGCCCCACGUCAAGCGGCAAAACCAGCAUGAUCGAGUACCUUGCCAAGCGCACCGGACAUACAUUUGUCCGCAUCAACAACCACGAGCACACUGAUUUGCAAGAGUACCUUGGUACUUACGUAUCAGGUACGGAUGGCAGACUACAGUUUCAGGAAGGCAUUCUGGUGCGAGCGCUGCGCGAAGGUCAUUGGGUUGUGCUUGAUGAGCUGAAUCUGGCGCCAACGGAUGUUCUCGAGGCUCUGAAUAGGCUUCUUGACGACAACCGUGAGCUUCUGAUACCUGAGACGCAGGAAACUGUUCGGCCGCACGAGGACUUUAUGCUCUUCGCGACGCAGAAUCCCGCUGGUCUCUACGGCGGCCGUAAAACGCUCUCUCGAGCUUUCCGCAAUCGUUUCCUGGAGUUGCACUUCGACGACAUCCCGAUUGACGAAUUACAAGAGAUCCUGCAUCGGCGAACUCAGCUCCCAGAGUCGAGGUGUAAACGCAUCGUGACGGUCUACCGAGAGUUGUCCAUCUUGCGGCAGCAAAGUCGGAUGUUCGAGCAAAAGAGCUUCGCUACGCUGCGUGACCUUUUCCGGUGGGCUAUGAGGCCGAAUGAGACAAUAGACCAGCUAGCUGCCAACGGUUACAUGCUUCUUGCGGAACGGGUGCGAAAGGUCGAGGAGCGAGCAGCUGUGAAACAAGUCAUUGAGAAAGUCUUGAGCCUCAACGGACCGCGAGUUACAAUCGACGAAGGUGCAUUGUACGCUCACGACAAUGUAGAGCUGCGCAAUCAGGAAGGCAAACUUCACUCCUCUGGUGUUGUGUGGACGAAAGCAAUGCGCAGACUCUACACUUUGGUGGCCCGAGCGAUCGCGAAUGAUGAGCCUGUUCUACUAGUGGGUGAAACCGGAUGCGGUAAGACCACAGUCUGCCAGAUGCUCGCGUUGGCGUUGGGAAAAGCGCUUUAUACUGUCAACGCCCACCAGAAUACCGAGACAGGCGAUCUUAUUGGCUCUCAACGACCAGUCAGAGACAGGGCUAGCGUUGAAGCCACACUUCGCCACCGGCUGCUCGCUUCGCCGCCUUUACAGGAGCUUGACACCGCUGCAGCACACUCUAGUGAGUCGCUGCUGAUUGCGUAUGAUUGCGCAGUUGCGAGCAUGCCGCUCGUUGAGAAGCAGCAGUACUGCGCCUCCGAUGCCUAUCAGGAGGCUCAAUUGUUGCGUGCUAGAUUCAAGGCCCUUUUCGAGUGGGCAGAUGGAGCCCUUGUUCAAGCCAUGAAAAGCGGCGCCUUUUUCCUACUUGACGAGAUCUCACUGGCCGACGACUCAGUUCUGGAACGCAUUAACAGCGUACUUGAACCUCAGCGUUCCAUACUGCUAGCUGAGAAAGGUAGCAUAGACGCCUCAGUGACUGCUUUGCAAGGCUUUCAGUUCUUCGCUACUAUGAAUCCGGGUGGCGACUAUGGCAAGCGCGAGCUGUCGCCAGCGCUGCGAAACAGGUUUACAGAGAUCUGGGUUCCUGCAAUGUCCGAGACGGAGGAUGUCGCUCAGAUCAUGUCAUCAAAGCUCGUGCCGAGCGCGACACGCUACGCAGGCGCUAUGGUUGCGUUUGCACAGUGGUUCAAGCAACGGUUUGAUACGACGGCAAGCUCUUCAGUGUCCGUCCGUGACGCUCUUGCCUGGGUGGAGUUCGUCAAUACGUGUGUGGAGAUGGACACCAUUACAGCCAUUGUACACGGGGCUGCUAUGGUGUAUAUUGACACUCUGGGAGCCAAUCCAGCCGGUCUUAUGACGCUCAGCAGUCACAAUCUGGCGGAGGAGCGGAGCAGCUGUCUCGCCGAGCUCGGACGACUCAUCCAUGCGGACACCUUUGCCAUUUACGGAAAUCCCGUUGAGGUUGUAGAUCAAGCCGAAUUUUUCAGUAUCGGUCCGUUCGCUGUCCGUCGAAGAGCUUCGUCUAGCGUCGCUGUCAAUGUGUUCACCUUUGGCGCUACGACAACACGAAACAAUGCGAUGCGUGUCCUAAGGGCCAUGCGGAUUCCCAAACCAGUCCUACUAGAGGGAAGUCCCGGUGUCGGGAAGACAGCUCUGAUUACAGCGAUUAGCGAUUUGACUGCUGUGCCGUUGACACGCAUUAACCUCUCGGAGCAAACCGACCUUUUAGAUCUUUUCGGCUCGGAUGUACCGGUCGAAGGCACCCUAGAGUGUAACUUUGCAUGGCGGGAGGCACCUUUCCUUCGCGCCAUGAGAUGUGGCGAGUGGGUGCUGCUGGACGAGAUGAACCUGGCCUCGCAGUCGGUACUCGAAGGUCUCAACGCCUGCUUGGAUCACCGUGGCGAGGUUUUCGUGCCUGAGCUGGGUCUGACUUUUACCAAGCACCCUGAAUUUCGCCUCUUCGCUGCACAGAACCCGCACAGUCAGGGCGGCGGCCGCAAAGGAUUGCCUGCAUCAUUCGUCAAUCGCUUCACCGUGGUAUAUGCCGACGCUUUCCAAGCAGACGAUCUUGCGCUCAUCUGUCGGAGAGGCUUCCCAUCCGUUGGCGAAUCUAUAUUGAAGCGCGCUAUAACUUUCCUGACGCAGCUUGACCGUGAGGUCGUACAACGACGUCGCUUUGGCUCGAUCGGCAGUCCUUGGGAAUUCAACCUCCGCGAUCUUUCACGCUGGCUUUCACUGCACGCCUCAGAUGAAGGCCUAAUAAAGGCAGGCAACGCACGGGAUUUCGUUUCCUUCCUGUUUUGCCAUCGAUUUCGGUCAGCGGCUGAUCGAGCAUUAGUCGACAGCUUGUUUGACUCCGUGUUCGAAGAUGCGCUCUACGCGACUGACAUAUCUAGCAGUAUCUCUUACAGCCGUUUGCAACUGGGACUUGCACUUUUGCCAAGAGAUACGUACUCUGCUCAAGUCACCGAUGCUAGCCCGCUUGUAUGGACAUCAGAUCGUCUGAGGAUACUGGAGUCCCUUAUGCUCUCCGUACAACAAAGCUGGCCCGUUCUGCUUGUAGGAUCGUCAGGAAACGGCAAAACAACAUUAAUAGAAAAGCUGGCUUGCACCAUUGGAGCCUCUGUAUCAACCAUAUCACUCAAUGCGGAGACGGACGCCAUGGAUUUAAUUGGCGGCUAUGAGCAGGCCGACUCGAUGCGUCAGAACCAUGCAGCACUUGCUGACCUCCGACUGCGUAUCGCGGAAAUGGCACUCUCGACUGCUCUGCGUGCUGUGGCGGCGCAGUUUCUUGACGCCUUCCACCAGCUAAGUAAUGACGACCGACCCGCAUCAGAGCGUUUGGCCGAGCUUCGGCGCAUAGUUUCCUGCUGGAACAGCCCCGACCUCUGCGAACUUUUUGACGAGGCUACCUCGAGCGCUACUGACGUUGACAGAGCCCGCUUUGAAUGGCAUGACGGGCCUCUUAUUGAAGCCUUAAAACACGGCAAGUGGCUGAUCCUUGACAACGCUAACCUCUGUAGUUCGUCUGUGCUUGACCGUUUGAACUCUUUGCUCGAAGCAGAUGGAGCCCUGAUCGUCAAUGAGCACGUUGAAGCAGACGGCUCGCCGCGUAUUAUCCGGCCACAUGCAAAUUUCAGGAUCUUCCUGACCGCCGAUCCACGGUAUGGCGAGCUCUCUCGCGCAAUGCGCAAUCGAACUGUCGAGCUAUUCCUGCCCCCGAUAGAUGGCGCGGUUGCGCGCACCCAACCGCUGUAUUCCGAGUCAGCCAUCGCACGCCUUCGGCAAAUUCGAUUGCUAGACCAUCUCCCCGCUGAUAACGGCAUGCUCGAUCGCAGCCUCAGUCUGGCGCAGGAUCAUACAGGACUGAGCGAUCGAGCCUUGCUCUCUCGUUUUGCUGCACAGCUAAGCGCUGGUCUGUACAGCGACAGCGCUAAGACCCGCGCUUUCAACAUAGCGGUGUCGGCUCCCAAUGAGCAUCAUUAUACUGCGGGGCUGUACAGCUCCGCAAGUGUCACAUAUGCCAAGGCUACCGCUGACUUUGCAAGUGUACAGACUAUUCAUCCUCUCAAUAAUCAAGCACUCGUCUCCCAAAACCCAGCUCUCUCUCAGCGUGCAUUGAUGCUUACUUUCGUGUACGAUGUCCAGCGGUUGUUCACUCCGUUACUCAACCGUACACGGCGAUUAAAGUCGGACGCGGCGGUUACGCGUCAAUUUGACAGUCUUGCCCGUGUAAUGCGCCGCAGUGCAAACGCAAAUCGUUCGGAAGACGGACUGCUUGCAUUUCUGGAGCACGUUGAGAUUGCGGUCCUGCAGUGGCUGCAAGAGCUUGCCGAGGUGUCGGAUGCGUAUGCUGGGCAGACUGAUGCAAGCACGGAUAUACAGAAGCAUAUCCACGUCGACACACGGUUUGAGCUUCGCGACGCCCCAUCGAGAAUUGUACGGCUGCUGGCUUCGAGCGUUCAGUCUUUCUUGGACAUGGCAGCAUGCAGUGAGCUGGACGCAGUCACAACAAACGCCUGGCUGCUUGUGCUUAAAGAGACACUCUUGACGCCUGUCAUUGCAACUUCGAUCACUGGCCCGUCGUCAACACACGCCAUUCCAAUGUCAAUCGGAGAAGCAUUGAGCCAUCAGCUGUCUCUGUGGCAACUUCAAGACUUUCGAGGGUCUGCCUGCACAUCAUUGUGGAAGGCAUUGAGACCGCUCUCACCGCCCACGAUGGCCCAUCUCCAGCAAGUCGAGUGUCUUAAGACUCUUAUGGACCGCUUCGAUAAACUAGUCCAACGAUUUGAUGCGCCCCUCGCCCAAUUGCUUAAGAUGCGGGCCGCAUUCGCGGAAGCAUGGCGAAUGGCCCUAACGACGAAAGCGGAUACCGCAGCACUGCAGCAACAACUCGAAGCACUGAUGCCGGCCCCACAGGAAGAUGUUGACGAUCAUGAACAUGGCGAGAAGCCUCACUUUCACGAUGUGUUUCAGGAUCUUUGUGGCAAGUUAGCUAUCCGGUCUAUGUCAGAGCCUGCAGCAAGUAUUACCGCCAACGCCAGGGUUGUCGAGAUGCUAGCACUACGGCCUACCUACGAUAGUGCCAGCACUCUUCACGAUAUGUACCGUACGCCGGACUGGCACGCUGACCUUGCGCUGCUUGCCGCCGAGCUUGCGUCAGCUCAGUCCAGCGACCCCAUGCUUGGGAACCAACCGUUUCACUACAGAUUCUUCCAGUUGGAAGCCUCCAUCGACAAUGUCAGCCUACAGCGAUUUGCGCUACUGGAAAACGAAGUCGGUGCCCUGGGCUUCGCUAUAUCCGCCAAUGCUGCAGCUUUCUGCGAGGAUGACCUUCUGCCACUGAAUCAGUGCCUCAGAAAGAUGCUGAAAGCUGUGCUCAAUGCUCUUGCCGUAGGCAACAGCCUAAAUGUUGAUUCGGCUUGGUUUGCCGAGCUCCUAGGCUCCACUGAUGACAGCCAUCAUCCUCUCUUCGUAGAUGCCGACAUGUCCAAGGCAUUGGGACCUGAUCCACAAGGCGUAGAAGCGUGGGUCAAAACAGCGCUUCAGCACGUUUUUCUGUACCUCAACGAUGCAAUGGGCGCUGGUGAGCCAUCGCGCAAUCGCGCAGCCAACGCCUGGGCUCUCCUUGGAGCAAGCUGUCUGACGCUCUACAUUCCUCGACAGCCGUUUGACCCUGCCCUGAUGUCGACUCUUGAAAGCGACGUCUACCAGCAAAGCCGCAAGGAACUCGAGCAAGACUAUCAUGCGCUCACGAGCUUCGAUACAUUGCUCACUGGAACGCCACAUACACUUCGAUCGCGAUGCGUUAUGAUGGCUCUUAACUCUUUGGGCCCAGCACCCGUGGUUGAGCAGGUGUGCAGACCUGCCGUAUCUGAGAUGGAUCGAUUAACCGCCGAGCUCGAAGGCCUGCUUCGCCUUGCGGAGUCUCUACGCCUGCAUGCGUUUUCACACGUCGCAGCAGACGAAGUGAUGUGGACGAACCUGGCACGUCUCCGACUCCGACUUCAGCAGCAGUAUCGCGCAUAUGCAGACUUUACGGGCCCAAUUAUUGGAUUUGUCGACUGUCUUCGGAUGGCACGUCGGCUGCUUCAAACUCCCAAGGUGUCCGCAGAGACGGCGUCUUUCACCACGAUCGCAGCUAUAACACCCUUCAGCACAGCUUCAUGGACUACUUGGUUGUCAGAUGAGGCCUUCAUACACGCCUUGUCAGCGACCCAGACGCAGCAGGAGACACUCUAUGUUUUACAUGUCCUUGCCACAAGAAGCUUUCUAGCACCAAUCCGAUAUCAGUCCUUGGCUCUACUUGACAAGGUCGACCUCCAAUUCAUCAGAUUCUACGAUCGUUGGAAAGCGACGCUUGACGAGGACCAACGGCGCAAUACUGCGAAGUCCAGCCUUUACCGUUACCAGGGUGGUCAAGAGAUGGAGGCCGAAAUAUUAACGGAAGAGCUUGCGCAGCUCUUUCCAGAUGGCGAUGACGGUACUGGGACCUCGCAAACGUCUGGUAGUCGCGCAAAUCAGAUGCGAGACACUGCAUAUGCGGUAUCACGGCUUCACCACUCCCUCUUUACUCCGAAGGACGGCGAUUUACACGACAUGGUCGACCUAUUACGGCAGUAUGCGCGUAUCCUUGCCCAAAGUCAGGACCCUUCAUCAUUGGCGUCUUGCAUUCCAGCAAUGCUAUGGAACUUACGCGCCCUUACUGAUAGCAUAUCGAAACCCACCCUACUUCCGGCAUCGUACAAUAUCUACACGGAUGGCAACGUUGGCGAAGUCAAGAAGCUGGUCCACCUGGUAACGAGAGUCCGAGUACGCUUCGAUGAUCUCCAUCUGGCCUGGCCUGAGCAUGCUACACCGCUGGAUGUUGUGCAACGAUGUAGCCUGAUCUUCCAACUACCUCACAACAAGCCUCUGACAAGCUUGAUGGUGCAUUUGGAGAAGCUCUACGCUACAGUGGCGCAGUGGCAGCAGGUAGCCAGCCGCGAAUACAGCGCUGGGGACCUACUCGACGCGAUCACUAACAUGAUUAUUAGUUGGCGACAACUGGAGUUAGCAAGCUGGGCGGGACUACUACAGAGAGAGGACGACAAUUGCAAAAGAGAUGCAAGCUCAUGGUGGUUCAUCGCCUUUGAGAACAUCAUCCUGGCAUUUCGGGGCUCUCAAGGCUUGUCACAUGAAGCUCGUCAGCAGAUACAGAGCGUUUUGCAGACUCUCGAGGAUUUCAUCGCAAACUGCGGCCUUGGCGAAUUUGAUACCAGACUUGCUAUGUUGCGGGAUUUCGCCAACCAUGUGGAGCUUCUGGGUAAGGAUCACGCGUCUUUCGCCCUAAUGCAUCAAGCACUGGCAAACUUCAUUGCGUAUUUCAGUCGCUUUGAAUAUGUUGUGGCAGAGACACUGCGCGUAGGACGGUCACGCCUGGAGAAAGACAUUCGAAAUGUUAUGCAGGUUGCCAGCUGGAAAGACCGCAAUGUCGAUGUCUUGAGGCAGAGCGCAAAGUCUUCCCACGGAAAGUUGCUGAGGCAGGUGCGGAAAUACCGUGCUUUGCUCUCACAGCCUGUCCGUCCACUGCUCCAAGGUGAGAUGGCGCUGAAUGCGAAGUUGCAGCGAUGGAACGGUAAUACCGGUAGCAGCGACACUGCCCAUGACCUAGCUUCGAGGGAAGUGUUGAUCGAUAUUGCACUUGAGACCUGGCAAAGGCGCCCGGCGCGCUUUAUCAAUGUGACAUCAACCGUCUCUCUCAUGCGCGCGAGGACUGAUACACUUGCGCUACGAAACGACUCCUCGAAGCAGAUUAGCACUUUCGCCGCAGAGGUGCAGAACGAUAUUCUUGACCUGCAGAGGAAGACACCUUCUACACUUACAGACCACAACAAGGCGUUUGUGCAGCAUCUGAAAACGCAAAAGCGGCGUCUUCUUGCCGACGUGCUGAAGACUGUUCGCUUGAUGGGAUUCCAAGCGAAUCUCAGCGACGAGGCGCUUUCGCGUCAAGCUACCUUGCACGUUGUGCUUGCGAUUGCACCUGCUCUGGACGUGCUGGGCAAGCAUGAGGGAGGCGCUAAAGCCGAACUCUCGUUUCACAGCCUGCUCAGCCUGAUGCCGAACGUGCGCGAAAGCGCACGAAAGCACUCCGAAGAUCUAACCGGAAGUGAGGCCAACCGCUGUUUGAUGCUGCUCGAAAGUAUGCUGCAGACGUGCAUCGCUGAGCGCAGUCGGUUAGUUGAAAACGCGCGGUUUGCUAGCGAACUGGAAGCUGUAAUGCAGCGUUUUAAUGCCUUCGCCUUCUGCGACAGGCCGACCAAGGAGGGCGCCAAUAGAGAUCAGAGCCACCUGAUGGCUCGACUGAGGUGUUUGAAACCCAUACUUGAGACGUGCACCCAGCUCGUUGACGCACAGGCGAGCCUUGCGGAGCGCGAUUAUACCCACAUUUCUCAAGCCAUUCGAACAAUGGCUGGGAAGGCAUCGAUGCUCGAAGACGAGUUCGGUGCUCUACCGCCUCUGCUACCUGGCAUCUCUAAUACGGCGUUUGAAGCUUGGCAAUUGCGUGUCGACGCUCUUGGUCAUGAGAUUGACGGCGCCGCAAGCUCCCUUGUGGCACAGUAUCCAGAGACAGAGCCCAUUCUGUGCCACCUUACACGAUGGACCGUGACUGGACAUUCCGUGCCGCUGUCAGCGAAUGGAUAUCUAGAGAUUGAUGCCGAACAGUGGACGAGCGACUUACUGGCUGCACUUGAUGUCAUAUUGAGCGGCAUGCAGUCAAUCGGUCAAGGCAGCCAGCCAUUGCCCAGUAACGUCGUCGAGGAGAGUUGGCUUACACAAGCACAGAAGUCCAUCCAUGCGGACUUUGAAGCUCUGAAGGUAAAGGCGAUAGUGCGGCAUGUCACCUCCGCAGUUGCUGGUCUGUCUCAUGUGGCUGGUAACAUUCUGCCACAGAUCGCCGCCAUCUGUCGUAUUGUUCUUCCGAUCGUCUCCAGCUAUAACGAAGCCUGUCGGCGACUCCUCGAUCAGUCAUGUACUUUGCAGGUUGAGACAACAAGGCUGGCGUGUCAGCUUGCUAGAUCUUUCCUCCAACUGGCCCAACGCGGCUUUUGCACCCCGCCGGAGAAGGCACCCCGUGAUGAGCAGAAAGGUGGCGACGUCGAAAGCGGCACAGGUCUUGGUGAGGGCGAGGGCGCGGGAGCGGAAGAUGUGAGCAAAGACAUCGCGGACAACGAGGACUUGUCGGAGUUGGCGCAAGAGCCCACAACGAGUCGCGAAGACGGCACCAUCGAAGAUGAGAAGGAUGCAGUGGAUAUGGCUGACGAGGAAAUGGAAGGCGAAUUUGGCGAGGAUGAGGCAAAUGCGGAGGAUGAAGAGGGUGCAGCCGAUGCUGAGGCUGACCGGCACCUGGAUGAGGAAGCUGGCAGCAUGGACGAUGAGGAAGAUGUCACAGUUGAUGAAAAGAUGUGGGAUGAUGGUCCGAAUGGGGAUAUCGCGGAGAAGGAAACGAACAAAGCUCAAGGCACUAUGAUUGGAGAUGACCGGACAGCUGGGCAAACCAAGGACAGCGGCUCCGACAGCGAGGUGAAGCAGCGCGAUGCUGUUCCGGAAGAAGAGACCGUACCUGACGAGGAGGAGCAUGUGCAACAAGCAACCAACGAGCAGGUCGAUCCUCACGCGCAGGAUCAGUCUACGUUAGAGAACCUAGAGGAUGUUGAUGUGGAUGGUCAACCCCAUGAAAGUGAUACACUAUCCGAAAUGGACGAUGUGUCUGACGGUGCAGAGGGGGAGCAAGAAGCGGACGCCGAGCUUGGGCAAGAGGCUUCGUUGGAAGACUCUGGCGAUCACAACGAUGCAGAAGCGAACGAUAUUGCUGCCGAUGCUGUGGAAGCCGCCAAGGCGGAAGCGGAUGGCCAACUAGAUGGCGAGGAGGAAGCAGAUGAGCAACUGGAUGGGGAGGAGGAAGCGGGUGGCGAGCUUGAUGGCGAGGUCCAGCCCGACGUACUGAUGGCAGAGCGUGAAGCGCCAGCUGAGCAGCACAGUGACACCAUGUUCGGUGAGAGUGGCGAAGGUGCCGAUCAAGACAAUAGUCACACAGAGCGAGCAGCAGGAGUCUCCGCAGCUCAGGAUGAGACUACAGAAGGCGAACCGACCGAACGGCCGCAGAAUUCAGACGCUGGCUCUACUGGUGUUGAGCGAGGCAGAGCCACCCAAGAUGUAACGACCGCCGCGCAUAAGGCAAGCGAGGAGAAGUCAAAGGUACCGUAUAAGCAGAUUGGCGACAUUCUGGACGAGUGGUAUAAACAGCAACGGCAAAUCCAAGCAGCAGAGCACCAUGAUGAGGAUGGCACAGAACGGAACCAGGACGUGGACAUGGCUGAUGCGAACUUCGAACACUUGCCAGAUUCAGAGGCUGCGGCGGAUACACAGGCGCUUGGCACCGCUUCGGCAGAGCAGUCACGAGCAAUAGAUGAGGACAGAGGCUUACCCGUGAAUGAGCAGGAAGAUGCAACAAUGCCGCCCACCGAGGAGGAAGAGGGGCGAAAGAAAAAGGAGGAUGCCGACACGCUCGACUUGGAGCAGCUGAUGCAACCAAGCGACGCUCUUCGACUUGAGCAGCAGCCCAAGGCUUUCGUCGGAGAGCCGAAGCACGACGGUCGCGAGCGGAAUCGACUCCACGAAAGCUUUGCGGAUGAGGAGCAACAUGUACAGGAAGUGGAUCAGCAACUCACGAAAACGCAUCUUGACCCACAGGAGACCACCGAAGGGUCUACGCUGCAAGAAGCACGCUCGACGUGGUCGCAGCACGAAAACAGCACGCGCAACCUCGCCCUCAUCUUCACCGAACACCUUCGGCUCGUCCUACAUCCCACCCAAGCCACCAAGAUGCGCGGCGACUUCCGCACAGGCAAGCGGUUGAACAUCAAGCGCAUCAUCCCAUACAUCGCGUCUUCGUACAAGCGCGACAAGAUCUGGAUGAGGCGGUCAGUGCCUACGAAGCGCUCAUACCAGGUCAUGCUGGCCAUCGACGACUCCAAAUCGAUGGCGGAAAGCGGAAGCAAGGAGAUCGCCUUCGACACCGUGGCGCUGCUUGCGAAGGCCCUGUCCAUGCUGGAAGUGGGAGAGCUCAGCGUGGUAGGCUUCGGUGAAAACGUCACAGUCGCACAUGACUUUGGCAUGCCGUUCACCUCCGAAGCUGGCGCGCAAGUGGUGAGGCAGUUCGGCUUCACCCAGACCAGGACAGACCUUCGCAAGCUUUUGGCGGAGAGCAUCGAGCUGUUCAGAUCCGCGCGGCUUAAAGCAACGGGCUCGGCGAGCGAGCUGUGGCAGUUACAACUCAUCGUCUCAGACGGCAUCUGCGAGGACCAUCCUUCCAUUCGCCAGCUUGUACGCCGGGCGCAUGGAGAGCGAAUCAUGGUAGUCUUCAUCGUGGUAGACGCUGAAGCGCAGACGACGCAGGCUUCGAAGCAGAGUAUCCUCGAUCUGCAGACCGCGGAGUUUACCAAGGAUGAGAAGGGAGAAAUGCAGUUGAAGAUGGUGAAAUACCUGGACACGUUCCCGUUCAGGUACUAUCUGAUUGUUAGGGACGUGCAGGAGAUGCCGGCGGUGUUGGCGGGGGCGUUGAGGCAGUGGUUUGCGGAGGUGGUUGAAACUGCUGGCGCGUAGGUAGGUGUUCAAAAGCAAAGCGUAAUUGUAUACAUUCGUACAACAACUUUCAUCAAAG
This is a messenger RNA of Baudoinia panamericana UAMH 10762, 14848 nucleotides long. RefSeq lists its product as uncharacterized. Gene Ontology annotation, molecular function: ATP binding; ATP hydrolysis activity. NCBI's taxonomy places the organism in Eukaryota, Fungi, Ascomycota, Dothideomycetes, Mycosphaerellales, Teratosphaeriaceae. Gene Ontology annotation, cellular component: nucleus; preribosome, large subunit precursor. The record is from RefSeq and is a predicted model, not a curated record. Gene Ontology annotation, biological process: ribosomal large subunit assembly; rRNA processing. The transcript has 2 exons. Bases 64 to 14790 code for a protein of 4908 amino acids.